GAUUUCAACCACAUAUAGUCCGUUAUUCUAAGAUUGAUCGUACAGCUUUCUUCGGUUGUAAUUAUUAAAAAUUCGAUAAAGUUGCCUGUGGAGCAUUCUGAAUACAAUUAAUUAUGGAUUCCGAAAUUAUGGUGGAGGAUUCUAAUAUUUCAAAGCCUUCAGACUCUGGAAAUGUUGUGCAGAACGAGGAAGCUAAAGAGGAGGUAAAAAAUGUCAACACAAACGAUAUUAGCAACCAGAUUGAGAACAUUAUAUCUGAUAUUGAUAUAAAUAUAAAGGCACAAGAAAAAAUCGCACACCUUAAGGAGCAAGAGCUUGAACUAAUUGAGAAACAAAAGCAAUUAACUAACCAAAUUCAUCAACAGCAGUUAUUAGCACAAAAACUAAUUGCACAAAAUCAAAUUAAAGAGAAUGAACUCAAACGCUCACAAGAGAUUCAACAACAAAAAGUGCAAAACGAAAACCUCAACCAAUAUAGGGAUGAAUCAGUGUUAGAAACAUAUGCAAAUAAUUAUAAUCAAAUACAGGAUGACAUCUACAAGACAAAAGAAUCUUCAAAUCUAUCAAGGACAGUUGAUUUGCGCAAAAUAUUUACUCCAGCUACAGAUGCUCCUCAAAUAUUACCCAAGAAUCGAAAGCUAUAUGCCUCAUCAGCAUUUUAUUCUCCAACAUUGCAUCCUACUGUGGAGGACCAGGUUGAGCUUGCCCGCCGAAUCUCACAUUCAUUGAGUGAUAUAAGCAAUCAAAAGUCUAAAGGACAAUCAAUGUUUGUCACGAAAAAACGUUCAGUCAAAUGGGUUCACGAAGGUUCCUUCCAAGAUUUUCAACAAUACCCUGCAAAACCACCUUUAUCACCAAGUAUUUUACCAGCAUAUUCCGAUGCUGGUAAGCAUCGGGUUCAACUGAAUUUACAUCAGGAUCAUCUAAUUGAGAAAUACUCAAAGCCUGGCGUUACCGUUGUUAAAUCGCCUUGGGAAGCUGCUCUUCAAACUGGAUCAGCAAGCACAGCAUUUCUGCAAGAUCCAACAUAUAGUAACAAACAGACGGCCACUUCUUCAUUUGGAUCCCCAGUACAUUUUAAACAAGAUGUAAAUGAUUGCUCUGAACUGACUCAUUCAUAUUCACGACCACCAACCUUUUCUAAUAGCAUUUUAUCAAAUACUAUUGUCGAAGAAUCGAAUAAAAAGAUCAAUGAUACUCGUCUUCUCAAUCAACGCAAUUUGCCAUGCAAUCCUCAAAGAGAACUAGCUUAUAAACCAAGUGUGGCUCAAGGCUGGGGAGGUCGCAAUGUUGAGUUGCCAAAAGGUCUUUAUGUACCUAAGGAGAUUUCGCUGACUAGCUACGCACCACCUCCGGUUCAACAAGGUUCAUCAAUAGCUAAUUAUGCUAAAGGAUGUUCAACUGGAAUUGGGGAAACACUCAAAGGGUUUCCAAUAAGCAAUACAGGAUUAUAUUCACCACAGCCCCUAAACAACAACUUUAUGGGCAACAGAGUUACGUGAAGGGGCCCACCAGUUUUAAUCCCUCACCAAUACCAUACGAAAAGUUGUCAAAGUUUGAGGAGACGUCUAAUCAAAGAUCAUCAAACCAAAGCUUUAUAAACGUUGAUAAACUGAACGGAUAUAAUAACGUACGGAAUGUAACACCCGCUCCAUUCGGGACAGAGCUUGAGAAUCGCAAUUAUCCUCCACAAUCAUCGGUUUACAAAAAUAAGCGAGUGCACAAUACACUAGUAACAAGCUUCCCAAGUCAAAGCUUUAACAACUGUGCACGUGGCUGGAGCGUAAGCUCUGGCGAUCAACAAAAUUUGGUAUUCAGUCCAAAGGUCAAGUUUCCGCAAAUAGACUGCCGUAUUCUGACUUUUAAACAGUUUAGUAAUAUUAAAAACCUAUACAAUUUGUUACACGAUUUUGAUUUGCGAUACGUUAAUCUCCUAUAUUCUAUUUUUAAAAUGUACUUUUUGAACGUAAACAGGUGCAGAUACAUGAUUGUUUGUUAUUGUUUAUAUGCGUCUUUUAAAUAAUAAUAUUUAAUUAUAAAA
Messenger RNA from Drosophila sulfurigaster albostrigata, 2041 nucleotides. RefSeq lists its product as uncharacterized. The record is from RefSeq and is a predicted model, not a curated record. Gene Ontology annotation, biological process: positive regulation of actin filament bundle assembly. Gene Ontology annotation, molecular function: actin binding. Gene Ontology annotation, cellular component: Z disc; nucleus; actin cytoskeleton. NCBI's taxonomy places the organism in Eukaryota, Metazoa, Arthropoda, Insecta, Diptera, Drosophilidae.